This is a messenger RNA of Temnothorax curvispinosus, 1722 nucleotides long. Its product is annotated as SH3 and cysteine-rich domain-containing protein 3-like. The transcript is spliced from 2 exons. The record is from RefSeq and is a predicted model, not a curated record. Gene Ontology annotation, biological process: skeletal muscle contraction; positive regulation of voltage-gated calcium channel activity; positive regulation of protein localization to plasma membrane. Lineage: Eukaryota; Metazoa; Arthropoda; Insecta; Hymenoptera; Formicidae. The annotation marks the transcript as partial. Gene Ontology annotation, cellular component: extrinsic component of cytoplasmic side of plasma membrane.
CGAACGGUAAUAAUAGCACGCAUCGCAAGAGAGCACGCCGACUUUCGCGAGACCGCGAGGAACCCGGUGAACAAGGGAGAUUGCUUUCGCAGGAAGAGCCUCGAGUCCGAGGGCGGGCACACUUGGCGCGAGUACACGUAUCGCAAGAUCACGCCGUGCGACGCGUGCGGGCAGGUGCUGCGCGGUCACAGCCGCCAGGGCGUCCGUUGUCGCGGCUGCAAGGCGAACGCGCACACGGACUGCAUCAACAUGGUGCAGCCGGCGUUGUGCCCGAGCUUGGCGCCGAAGAAGGGCGGCGGUAUACCGCUUCUACGACGGCAAAAGACGCAAGUGCCCGCCGACGAGGUGCCGGCGUCGUCCGAGCACAACGUGGACGCCAUAUACCAGGUGCUGAAGCAGGCAGGCGAGAUCCGUGGAAACUCGACAAACUCACCACCUACGCCUCCCACAGCAGAACAUCCCCCCUCCGGUGCAGCACCUUCGUCAGCGAGGGCCUCCUCCCAUCCCUGUUCCUCGUCCACCUCUGGUAAGGCGCACCACCAAGAAUUCCUACCGACCUUGGAACGUACGUCGGAACCCCGAAAAUUUUCCCACGUACAGUGGCGGAUUGCGUGCCCGACAUUCGCCGGGAUCUCGAGACGAGGAGAAGCUCGUACCUCAUAUUCCAGAAUUUCGUUGUCGGACUUUAUUCUCUUUAUAUCGUUAUUAAUUUUGAAUUUUGUUAAAUUUUAUUAAAAGUACAGUAAUAGGUUUUUUUCAACCAUUUUAUUAUAUGACAAUAAAUAAGAAGUGCUUCUUAUUUAUUAUCAUAUAAUAAUCUGAAACUAGAGUUUUUAGUAACAUAUCUCGAAUAAGAUUUUUGAGUGUAAUCCGUCACUGGGAAAAAUUCAUAGAAUUCGAUAUCCAAAGCUAUAGUUCAAUUUUGACAAUCGAUACGCUUGUAAAGCCGAAACGUGUCGGAAUUAUUGGGGCAUAUCUCUCUAUCGACGUAGUACUGGAGCAACAUAUUUCUCGAAUGUGUAUCUUAUUUUAUCUAAUCUAAUAGUAAGUUCGUAUUUAAUCGAUAUUUAAUCUAUUUUUUUCUGUAUAAUUCUGUACCACUAUUCCCCCUGUACACUAGAAUUUUAAUUUUAAUUUUGUAAACUGAAUAGUCUCCCUUAUUAAACUGUAAAAAAAAAAAAAAUAACUUUUAAGUUAUUAUUUUUAUUCUUUAGUGUAUCGUAGUCAUUGUUACUGUAAUACUCAAAAGAAGAUAGGAAUAUAAACUUAAUUUAAUAAAUUAUAUGUGUAUAAAGAUCUUAUUGAUAAAAGAAUUGAAUUAUAGAAACCAUCAAAUGCAUUCAAAAUUACCUACUUUUUUUCAAAGAGAAGCAAUAUGUGAUGUCUCGAAUUUUCUAUACCUUUAUAAUACUUCUAUUUCAUAUUCUUAUCUUCUCGACUACUAGUUAAGUUGCUGUUACAUGUAAUUGAAUUUAUGUAUGUAUAAUUUCUUUUUAAGCACGUGUAUAUGUGUGUGCGUGUUUAAUGUCACCCGUGCUCCAGUACUGUCGGUUCCAAGGUCUAGAAGUCAUUCUAUGUGUUUAUGUAAAGCCGCUCGUCUUCAGGGACAUGACUCGUAAAAUUCGUAAUCUAUCGAUUCUUUAAUGUUACACUCCUUUCUUCUUCUUCUCCUUCUUCUACACCCAUUUCUUUUUCUACCGCUCUGCUUUUCUCUUCUUUUCU